This is a messenger RNA of Zeugodacus cucurbitae (melon fly), 4879 nucleotides long. RefSeq names its product ATP-binding cassette sub-family G member 8. The record is from RefSeq and is a predicted model, not a curated record. The coding region runs from base 892 to 3567 and encodes 891 amino acids. Lineage: Eukaryota; Metazoa; Arthropoda; Insecta; Diptera; Tephritidae. Gene Ontology annotation, cellular component: plasma membrane. The transcript has 11 exons. Gene Ontology annotation, molecular function: ATP binding; ATP hydrolysis activity; ABC-type transporter activity.
GUUCAGUUCAGUUAAUCGAGAGAGUUUGCGCACGUCAGUUGGUCGGCGCGCGGCGCGUCGUGAGUUUCUUCAAUAUAAAUAUAAAAAAAAUACAUACAAACCACAUAAUUUAUUUGCUGUAUUAAAAACAUGUCACAGAAGCGCUGAAAAAAAAUAAAAUCGAAUAUAUACCGUUAAAAAAUAAAAGUGUGAGAAUUUUCGAAAAAUAAAUAGUUCUUUACAAAAGCGAGUUACUAUAAGUAAAAAUAUAUAAUAUAAUAUGCUAACUAGUUAAGUGUUUGCUGCAAAAUAAGAAAAUAAUUACACACACACAUACAUACACACGCAUGCACAUGCAUGUGGCCAACUAGAAGAGCGCGCUACAUACAGGAGUCCCAUACAAUCCAACCAGAAUUGAAGAAUUGAAGUGAAAAGUGCUUAGCGGCGAGAAUAACUCCGUAGCGAACGGUGUGUGAUGCAAAGCGAAAUUUUCGUCUAGCUGUGCAGAUUUUCAAAAAGAUAGAUACACAAGUGGCUAGUGUUGUUGGCUGGCGUGUGUACACGUAUGCAGCACUGUUCUAUAGAGAAAAGCACGCACACACAUACAUACAUAGUUGUUGUUGCUGUGUCGGAGUAGUAGUUUUUGUGCGCGUGUUCGUGUUGUUUAACGGCUAUCCAACGCUGUAAUAGUUAACCACACUACUCGUGGUAUGCACUAUUCAUAGAGUUGUUGUUGUUGUUAUUUUUUCGUAUAUUAUUAUUAUUUUCGUUUGGUUCUUAAUUCGCGCAAAAUCAACAAACUAGCAGCGCAAGCAAACAGUAAAACAAGUAAACGAACGACUCUCUCACUUCGUGGAAUUGUGGCAAUAAAAGCAACAAAGGUGCAUAAACAAAAUCAAAUAAAUUUCGACAAUGGAGUUAAGCAAUUUCAAUGCAUCGAAAAAGAUAUCGCGCGAAGAGCGCCGUUAUUCAGUACCUCACGGUCCCCAUACACCACAGCCGCCUGCGGCCUCAGAGGACUUACAUGCAUGGUCGAUAUAUAGACAAAAUCUCAACUCCGACUUCACCGACUCCGCUUUGGGCUCAUCGGACAAAUCACCGCUGCCAUAUGGAAAUUUCCAGUUACGCGACACCACAGUGCAAUCAAUUCUCAAUCAUCCGCGCUACGGACCGAAGUCCCCCUUGGGCUCGAAUAUGUAUACAUAUUUGAAAUUCGGACUGCCGCGCGUAUUUCCACCCAAUGCCGGUUCGCAACGUUCACACCGACCGCCGGGUCCAGGACCGGGUGGUGUGCGCGGUCGUGUCAAUCGUGGUUUCCGCGAUAGUUCAGGUGUGCCGCCAGCAGGUUCAUCGGGCUACGAUAGCAGUGACAACGAAACAACGCGCAGUCGUGUGCCGCCCAACUUGAGAAAAUACCGCAGUGAGUCGGACUUCCGUGCCAUUGGCGGCAUACCAAGCUCACGUCCCGAAUCGCGCGCUCAAGGCGUACCCAUGACGGCGCUGCGACAGGCAAACAGCCGCGCAAGCAUUGCUGUUGGCACCCACAUUAAUACUCAUCACUAUAUGCCGAAUGGCAAGCAUUACGGCCAUCGUUCGCACAGCGAAGCCGAUUUGCUGGCCGGCGGUGCUGACGUCAUCGGUUAUGAUUACGGCGAGUCACGUAUUUACGGCACAUCACGCAAUCGCAGUUCAGACCAUCCGAACGGCGGACACGCCAGCUACAUUAUGUCCAGUCGGAAGCAUUCGAGCAUCGGCCUUGUCUAUCCCAAUAUACAGGUGCAUUGCCUGGAUGUGAAUCCAUGUCUACGUGGUGUUUCGCUGCAAGCAAAGGCAGGCGAUUUAUUCGCCAUCAUGGCAACGUCACAACGUGAAGGCACCGCGUUGACAGAGUGCUUGGCGGGUUUGCACGAGCGCAUGGGUGGUGAAAUUCUCAUCAAUGGCCAACAAAUCAAUAGACGCGGCUUGCGUGAGUUGUGCAGUUAUGUGCCGGCGCUAAAAGUAUCCUCGCUGGAUCCGCGUAUGAGUGUGCAAUGUACUUUGAAUUUCCAUGCCGCGUUGAGAGGUCCACUGGAUCGAACGGACCUCAAGGAAAGGAUGGAUGUGCUAAUCGAGGAUCUGGGCUUAACUACGGUGCGCGCUUCGAAUGUGUCCUCGCUCACACACUCCGAGAAACAACGUCUGAGUGUCGCUUGUCAAUUGCUCGCACAAUCGUCGUUGCUCAUACUCGAUCAGAUCACUAGCAAUAUGGAUAUCUUCGACACAUUCUUUUUGGUAGAGUAUCUGCGGCAGUGGGCUAGCGGUGGACGCAUAGUGAUCAUGACACUACAGCCACCCACAUUCGAAAUACUCUCAAUGUGUUCAAGUGUACUGCUUUUAUCGGGCGGCCGUACUGUCUUCUCCGGCAGCCGUUCCGAUUUGCCGCGUCACAUGGGCGAGUUGGGCUAUCCGUGUCCGCCCUUCAAGAACCCAGCCGACUACUAUUUGGAUUUAGUUACACUGGAUGACUUGUCAGCCGCCGCCAUGCUGGAGUCAUCAGCACGCAUCGAAUCACUGGCAAAUUCGUGGGAUCAAAUGAACUCCGAACCGCCGCUGGCUGCACCACCGGCAUCAUUGCCGAACUUUACAAGAAAAGCCGGCUUCUGGGGACAGACGAAAGCUUUGAUAAAACGCUUUGCCGCCUACAAACAACCGGGUUCGCUGCUCACCUGGAUCAGUAAACUGAUUGCAGCAGCGGUGCUUUCCCUCUGCAUCGGUUGCAUAUUCUGGGAUGUGCCCGCGUCCGAUCCACAACUCACCUACAACGAUCGCUUUGGUUAUCACCACUGCGUUAUGGCGGUGGCUUACUGGCCCCUGCUACUGCUGACCAUACGCGAUGCGCAAGAGGACCGACGACAUGCCGAGCGCGACAUACGCUUGGGGCUAUACUCGCGCGGACUCUACUUUACCAUACAGUGCCUUUUGGGACUCUUUCCGAGCCUCUGUAUCUGGCUGGCCUACUUGCUGCCGGCACACAGCAUGGCAGGGCUGUACACCUAUUCGACCAGCAGCGAUGCCGGCAUCUAUCUCUAUAUGGGCUACAUGCUGCUCUAUCUCACCGUAAUACAAACCCUUGGGCUCUUCUGCGCGCACCUCAUGCCCUGCAAGGUGUCCGCUACUAUUUUCAAUACACUCAUCACUUUGGGUCUGACUGCUGUGGGCGGUUAUGCCGUGCAUCCGCGUAAUCUCUCCAAAUUGUGGUCCUGGUCACAGCUCAUAUCACCGGAGAAGUGGUUGCUGCCGGUUUUGGUGCAAGACGAAUACAGCGCAGACACGCUAGCCAACUCGGCGGGCCUACAGCUCUGUCGCAACAAGCAGGUGCAACACCAAGAGAUCAUUGUGCAGCAGCCGUGCCCACCACCGAACGGCACGCAUGUGCUAGUCGACUUUCAGCUGCUGCCGCUCAAUCACAUACUCGACCCCAGCGAGACGUACGAGCAGACUACAACCGUGGCUUUGGUGCUGGCCUCCGUCAUACUCUUCGUGGUGACAUUCUUCAUUUUCGUGUGCAAUUGUCGCAAUACGUUCCGCAAGAAGCAGAAGCGUAUGUAAAACAAGAGUUUUUUUAGAAAAAAAAAACAAAAAAUAAAUAGUUUAAAAAUGUAGUGUUAAUGAACGUGCGCUCAAGUGUCGCAGAACGCAGAAAGAAAAAAAAAUAAAUAUUUACGCUGACUUCCAUAGUUUGUAGCCGAAAAAUCGCACAUUUUAACAACGCAUUUACCGACGUAAUUAUUAUACAUAGAUAUACAUAUAUACUAUAUAACAUAUAAUUUUUAUAAAAUACUAAAAUAACUGUAGCCAACACGUUCCAGAUUGAAAAUUUGUAUACAACAUGUUUGUAUGUAUGCAUGACUACAAUAUUUUCAUGAUUGAAAUUUUUUUUUAGAGAUAAGCGCUUAAGUUUUAUGUAUAAAUAGCGUCAAACACUGAAAAUAUAUAUUUUAAAUUUAGAAUAAACGAAAGUGGUGUUGUCAAUUAGGGGCGAAAUGAUAAGCCGUCUGUCUGGUUUAGAAAAAAUAGGUUUGUAUAUUUGUAUAUAGAAUUUCCGUUGCUUACUGUCACUAAGAGGAUUAUGUUUAACAAUAUGUGGGGGCACAAUUGGCUUAAUAAAAUUGCUUAUUGCUUAUCAAUGAUGGAAUAGACGCAAAUUCGUGUGAGCCAACACAAUGCCGUGCUCAUUGCAGGCGGCAAUAACGCCGGCAUCAUUGGUGGAACCAGCCGGACUGCCGAUAUAUGACACACCGCUCUGCAGAGACGAGAGAGAAGAGAAGCAUAAUAACAAUUCUAUGAAGUCAAAAAAUUACGAAAACUUACCAAUUUAGCGCGAUCGAUAUUAUCACGGAAUGGGAAGAAGGCAUCGGAACCCAAAGAGACGCCAUCCAAUUGUUGCAGCCAAUCGGCUUUCUCUUGAACCGACAAUUGUGCGGGCACCUCCUCGAACCUGCAGCAUCAAUACAAAAAUAAUAAUAAAUUAAACAGUAAUUUUUGAUAUAAUUCAAUCCAACUCACAUCGCUUCGAACUGGCUGAGCGGCAUGUCCUUGCCCACAGUGCCGUUCACAUAGUUAUCGAUGGCAUUCGAGAUUUCCGCACGCUUGACGCCCGCCUUGAAUUUCAUUCCGGCAACACGUGGGUGCUGACGCAGCCACCAAUUGUCGGCCUUCUCGCCGGCCAAACGUGUGCAGUGUAUGCGCGAUUGUUGGCCCGCACCAAUGCCGAUGACUUGGCCAUCGCGUGCAUAGCAAACGGAAUUACUUUGUGUGAACUUCAGCGCAAUGGUGGCCACAAUCAAAUCGCGUAUGGCAUGCUCCGGCAGUGUGUUGUUCUCCGUAACCACAUUCGAGAAUAAUGCGGCAUCAAUAACGG